CGCGCCGUCCUGUCCACGUUCUGUACUCACUCGAGGGUUUAGGGGCGGUAGGGUUUGAGUCAGUCUGGCGUCCCAAGCAUUUCUCCGCAUAACCCGGAGUCUAAAGCGGGCAUUGCGAAGCAGGAGGACGUGGCAGGCAGGUAGCCUUCCAAUCUCAAAUCCCGCCCGACCCCUACUCCGCUGAGGCCACUAGCAGCCGCCUCUGAAGUUGGAGAGGCGGUAACUGAGGCACUCCCCCUGCUGCCGCCCGCCGUUUCCAAGGGACUCAGCAACCAGUUUGUUUCGUCCAGGAAGUGUAUACCUGUUUCACGGGGCGUUGCCCGAGGCAGGACUGAGUCAAGCUUGAGCGGUCAGCCAAAGGCUAGUGUCAGGUGUGGGAGUGUCACUGCCCCCUUUCAUACUGGGCUGUGAGCUCCGGGUUAGACAGACUUAGUUUCUCUUUCAAGAUGUUAUUUUCGAAAUGCGGGAUAAUGCUUCUGCCUCAAUAAGCCUAAUAGGAAGACUGCCACACCUAGACUUUUGCUUAUCGAUCGUCACCGUCAUUCCUACUAACGCCCUGUGUCGUUGAGAUGAACAAACUGAGACACAUAAAGAUGAGUAACUUAUCCAAGGUUAUAUAACAGCAUAUUAGUUAGGAUGCCUUAGACUUAGAAAAAGAACCAUGGAUAAAUAUGUCAGACUACAGAAGAUUGGAGAAGGUUCAUUUGGAAAAGCCAUUCUUGUUAAAUCUACAGAAGAUGGAAAACAGUAUGUUAUCAAGGAAAUUAACAUUUCAAGAAUGUCCAAUAAAGAAAGGGAAGAAUCAAGGAGAGAAGUUGCAGUAUUGGCAAACAUGAAGCAUCCAAAUAUUGUCCAGUACAGAGAAUCAUUUGAAGAAAAUGGCUCUCUCUACAUAGUGAUGGAUUACUGCGAAGGAGGGGAUCUGUUUAAACGAAUAAAUGCUCAGAAAGGCAUUUUGUUUCAAGAGGAUCAGAUUUUGGACUGGUUUGUGCAGAUAUGUUUGGCCUUGAAACAUGUACAUGAUAGAAAAAUUCUUCACCGAGACAUAAAAUCCCAGAACAUAUUUUUAACCAAAGAUGGGACAAUACAACUUGGAGAUUUUGGAAUUGCUAGAGUUCUUAAUAGUACCGUAGAACUUGCUCGAACCUGCAUAGGGACCCCAUACUACUUGUCACCUGAAAUCUGUGAAAACAAACCUUACAACAAUAAAAGUGACAUUUGGGCUCUUGGAUGUGUCCUUUAUGAGAUGUGCACACUUAAACAUGCAUUUGAAGCUGGCAAUAUGAAAAACCUGGUACUGAAGAUAAUAUCUGGGUCUUUUCCACCUGUGUCUUUGCAUUAUUCUUAUGAUCUCCGCAGUUUGCUCUCUCAGUUAUUUAAAAGAAAUCCUAGGGAUAGACCAUCCGUCAACUCCAUAUUGGAGAAAGGUUUUAUAGCCAAACGCAUUGAAAAGUUUCUCUCACCUCAGCUUAUUGCAGAAGAAUUUUGUCUAAAAACAUUUUCCAAGUUUGGACCUCAACUUAUACCAGCUAAAAGACCAGCUUCAGGACAAAGCCUGGCCCCUGUUGUGUCUGCUCAGAAAAUUACAAAGCCUGCUGCUAAAUAUGGUGUGCCUGUGGCAUAUAAGAAACAUGGAGAUAAAAAAUUGCAGGAAAAGAAGCCACUCCAAAAACUUAAGCAGGCCCAUCAAACUCCAUUGAAGAAAGUGAAUCCUGGAGAAGAAAGGGGGAAAAUGUUUGAGGAAGGAGCAAGAAAGAGAAGGUUGGGAUUUAUCGAAAAAGAAAAGAAACAAAAAGAUCAGAUUAGUUUAAUGAAGGCUGAACAGAUGAAAAGGCAAGAAAAGGAAAGGUUGGAGAGAAUAAAUAGGGCCAGGGAACAAGGAUGGAGAAAUGUGCUAAGUGCUGGUGGAAGUGGUGAAGUAAAGGCUACCUUUUUUGGUGGUGGAGGGGCUGUGGCUCCAUCAUUUCCUUCUCGAGGACAAUAUGAACAUUAUCAUGCUAUUUUUGAUCAAAUGCAGCGACAAAGAGCAGAAGAUAAUGAAGCUAAAUGGAAAGGAGAAAUACGUGGCCGAAGGCUUCCAGAGAGGCAAAAGGGGCAGCUAGCUAUGGAAAGAGCUAAACAAGUGGAAGAAUUCUUACAGCGAAAACAGGAAGCGAGGCAGAACAAAGCUCGAGCCGAAGGGCACAUGGGUAAAUACCCAGGAGUGGGUUUGCUUGAUCGUAUGGGAUUCCUGCAAAACCUGGCAGCUAUGUAUGGAGGCAGGUCCAGCUCUUCAAGAGGAGGGAAGCCAAGAAACAAAGAGGAAGAGGUUUAUCUUGCAAGGCUGAGACAAAUAAGAUUGCAGAAUUUCAAUGAGCGCCAACAGAUUAGAGCCAAACUUCGUGGUGAAAAGAAAGAAGUGGAUAAUUCUGAAGGACAAGAGGGAAGUGAGGAGGCUGACAUGAGGCGUAAAAAAGUUGAAGCACUUAAGGCCCAAGCAAGUGCACGUGCUUCUGUAUUAAAAGAACAAUUGGAACGAAAGAGAAAGGAAGCAUAUGAGAGAGAAAAGAAAGUAUGGGAAGAGCAUUUGGUGGCUAAAGGAGUAAAGAAUUCUGAUAUGUCUCCUUCAGGACAGCAUGAUUCAGGUGGCUCUCCAUCAAAGCAACAGAUGAGAUCUGUUAUUUCUGUCACUUCAGCUUUGAAAGAAGUGGGUAUGGACAGUUUAACUGGUACCCAGGAACCCGCAGAAGAAAUGCAAAAGACUAACAAUGCUAUUUCGAGUAAGCGAGAAAUACUACGUAGAUUAAAUCAAAAUCUUAAAGCUCAAGAAGAUGAAAAAGGCAAGCAGUGUCACUCUGAUACCUGUGAGAUAAUUGUUCACGAAGAUGACAAAGGACAUGAAAAAGAAAAGUCAGUUUCAUCUGAUCGCAAGAAAUGGGAGGCAGGAGGGCAGCUCGUGAUUCCUCUGGAUGAGUCUGCAUGGGAUGCAUCCUUCUCUGCAACUGACAACCAUACAGUGGGAGAUGUUAUUAAAUUAGAUUCUGGAGGAUCUCCAAGAAGAGUCUGGGGGAAAAGCCCUACAGAUUCUGUUCUAAAAAUACUUGGAGAAGCUGAACUACAACUUCAGACAGAACUAUUGGGAAACACAACCAUUAGAAGUGAUAUUUCUUCUGAAGGGGAGAAGUACAAACCCUUAAUCACUGGAGAAGAAAAAGUAAAAUGUAUUUCACUUGAAAUGAACCUAUCAGCUACUCUCGAUUCUUCUGCUGAGACAAGCAGUCCAAAGCUGAGUGAGGGAUCUCCACAGAUGUCAUUGAAACCAGAAGGAAAUUUGGAAGAAUGUGAUGACUUGGAAACAGAAGUUUUACAAGAGUCAAGUGGAGCAAGCAAAGAUGGUAGCUUGCCUUGCACUGUUAUGGAUGUGUGGAUUAGUGAGAUAAAAGAAACAAAGGAAACUAAAUUGGAAGAUAGGAUUACUAGUCAGAAAAAUGAAGAUUCUGAAGAUGGAUUUCUGAGGAAUCUGGAACAACUUAGUAAAGUUCACAUAGAACCUGGAAUAGAUGAUUCUCAGCACUCUAAUAAAUGCGAUACAGACAAAUCUAUACAACCAGAACCAUUUUUCCAUAAAGUGGUUCAUUCCGAACACUUGAAUGUAGUCUCUCAAAUUCAGUCAAUUCUGUGUUCACCAGAAGAAGCCUUGCCACUUCGAUCUCGCUCUGAUUCACCACCAAAAAAUAAAAACAAGAAUUCUUUGCUGAUUGGACUUUCAACUGGUCUUUUUGAUGCAAAUAACCCAAAGAUGCUAAGGACAUGUUCACUUCCAGAUCUCUCAAAGCUGUUCAGAACACUGAUAGAUGUUCCUACUAUAGGAGAUGUACAUCAAGACAAUCUUGAAAUAGAUGAAAUUGAAGAUGAGCACAUUAAAGAAGGACCUUCUGAUUCUGAAGACAUUGUUUUUGAAGAAAUUGACACAGAUUUACAGGAGCUUCAGGCCUCUAUGGAGCAGUUACUUAGGGAACAGCCUGGGGAAGAAUACAGUGAGGAGGAAGAAUCAGUCUUAAAGAACAGUGACAUAGAGCAGACUGCAAAUGGGACAGAUCUGGCAGAUGAGGAUGACAAUCCCAGUAGUGAAAGUGCUCUAAAUGAAGAAUGGCACUCAGAUAACAGCGAUGGUGAGAUAACUAGUGAAUGUGAAUAUGAUAGUGUCUUUAACCAUUUAGAGGAACUGAGACUUCACCUGGAGCAGGAAAUAGGCUUUGAAAAGUUCUUUGAGGUUUAUGAGAAAAUAAAGUCUAUUCAUGAAGAUGAAGAUGAAAAUAUUGAGAUUUGUUCAACAAUAGCUCAGAAUAUUUUGGGAAAUGAACAUCAACAUCUUUAUGCCAAGAUCCUUCAUUUAGUUAUGGCAGAUGGAGCCUAUCAAGAAGAUAAUGAUGAAUAAUCUUCAGAACAUUCUUUAAUCCUCAACUGUAUGAAAGAAUUUCAAUUUGGUUCAUCAGAAUAACAAGCGUCAGUGGGGAAUGUAGCAAAUUUUUAUAAAUGAUAUAUCACAUUUAAGAUAGGCAUGCUGAUUGCAUGAAAAAGAUGGACAAACAUGCCAUAUUUCAUUUGAGAUUCUAGUAUUUUAUCCAUUUUAUUUUGUUUGUUGCGUUCUAUAGUUGCCUCCUACAGAAUAUAUACAACCUAAGCAUAAGAGACAUUGAUCCAGAACUGGACUGAAUGGUGCUGAAGAAGAUUUACCGUGCAGUAAGGUAACUUUUACUUUCAGCAAAUGUCUUUAGGCUCAAAGAAUUACUUUCGUUGAGAAAGACAAGCCUGUGGUUUUUCAUUUAAGUAUUUCAGUAUGGCCUUUUUUCUUUCUACUUGUUUUCAUGGCCAGCAAUUAGGUAUUAACUUUCUCAAGGGCUCUAUUUAAAUCUUUACAUUUUGAAGAUGGAAAUUUUAGCCUUAAAGUUUAUAUUCAACCAGUAUGUCUCCUGAACUAGCUCAGUGGAAACAAGCUAUACACACAGUCUUAGAAAUCGUCAAAAGUUUUAAUUAUGAAAGAAUAGCAAAAUUAUAUUUCCUAAUAUUCAAAAAGGUGGUUAAUUAUUUGUUUUUGUUUUUGUUUUUAAUGGCCAGAACUAGGAAUAUUAUACUUAACAAUUGGUCUGAGAAUUAUAACAUUGAUCUAGCAUGGAGCAUAAAAUUGCCCUUUUGUUUUUAACUUUCAUGCAUGUGCAUCACGGGUAGUAGGAGAUUUAAAAAGGAGAAAGGAAUUGUUUCUAUUUUGACACUGACAGUUUUUGUAACUAUUAUUCCAAAGGGGAGGAAAUGUUCGCUUUUUUAUUUCCAUUAUGAGAGGAUUUAGUUAGAUCGUUAAGAUGAUAGUCACACAGCUUCAACUGUAAUAUGCCAGAUAUUACAUGAUUUCAUUAGAGAUGUCUGAAGUCCAGAAGCUUUUAAUAAUAAAAGCAGAAUUUUUGAAACUUGAGUGCAAAGCAGCCUAUUGGCAUAAUCUAUAAUUUGAACAAUAAAAUCUUAAAUUGCAGCACUA
Messenger RNA from Pteropus alecto (black flying fox), 5512 nucleotides. It is a transcript of the gene NEK1, whose product is annotated as NIMA related kinase 1. Gene Ontology annotation, molecular function: protein kinase activity; ATP binding. Gene Ontology annotation, biological process: protein phosphorylation. Bases 662 to 4417 code for a protein of 1251 amino acids. The record is from RefSeq and is a predicted model, not a curated record. The transcript is spliced from 36 exons. NCBI's taxonomy places the organism in Eukaryota, Metazoa, Chordata, Mammalia, Chiroptera, Pteropodidae.